AUGAAUCCAACAAUGUCUCCACCACUCUCAAUGUCUUCGCGCAAAAGAUCCUCAUCCAUAUCAUCAUUCGAUUCUUUUGAUUCGGACUUCUUCGAACAAACUUAUGUACCACUCUCAAAUCUACCAACCCCACCUCUAUCCUCUCAUUCAUACGAUACCACGGCAGCUCAAUCACCAAUAUCUCUUUUCAGCUCCGAUGAAAUCCUUGAUCCAGACUAUUUAGGUCCUGCAAUCCAUCUCACAAACUUAAUCCCCUCCUCCACUUCCUUAACCGAUCCCUCCACUCAACUAGUCCACGCCCUCUUAACCCGCGCCGAUCUACCAAUCGAAAUCCUCGCCCUUGCAGUCUGCAUCCUCGAUUCCCUCAAUUCUAGAUUUGCUCGCUCGUGGCGAAUUUCAUACCCUCUCGAAUCAUCCGAAGAUCAAUUACUCGAACAAUACGAUUUCCCAAGUCCACAAUGUGCAGAAGAACAACACAUCGAUUCUACACAUCCCGAAGUGAUAGUUCUCGCAGCCCUCAUAUUGGCGAUGAAAUUUAUAGAUGAUCAACAAGGAACCACUCUUUACUAUGCGCAGAAAUGGGCAAGAGGAUUGUGGAGCUGUGAUCAGAUUAAUUUCACGCAGAGAGCUAUCAUGGAAAAUUUGAAUUAUAGAUUACUACCACUGUGGGAAGAGGAAAUUAUUGAAGAAGCCAAGAUGAGUAUGGCGAGAGCGGCAAAGAGACAAUCAUCACAAUCAUAUUGUAUGCAGGAUUGGACACAAUCGAUGAAGAAUUGUGGAAUGGGUAGACCGAUGAGUAGUGGAAAAGCUUGUAAGGGAAUUGAAGGAGAAAAUACACCACAACCUACACCAUUUGAAAUACCAUUUUGUGAUGAUUUGGUCAUGGGAAUUGGAAGUGAACGACCGCUGGGAGGUACCUCGAUGUUAAGUCGAGAGACGAAAAUAGCAUUUGGGGGAUUGUUGGGUGGAGAGUAUCAAGAUGUGGAUAUGGAUAUGGAUAUGGAUUUGGAGAGAUUAUCAAGAUCUGUGGAUCCUUUAAUGGUUCAUGAUGAACAUAUGAAUUUUGUUUGA
This is a messenger RNA of Botrytis fragariae, 1071 nucleotides long. RefSeq lists its product as uncharacterized. The transcript is spliced from 2 exons. The record is from RefSeq and is a predicted model, not a curated record. The coding region runs from base 1 to 1071 and encodes 356 amino acids. Lineage: Eukaryota; Fungi; Ascomycota; Leotiomycetes; Helotiales; Sclerotiniaceae.